AUUACAUGUGACUAGAAAUGACUCAGUGUAAGUAAUUUCUACUGACUCAGUGUAAGUCAUUUCUGUAAGUCUAGGCCGGAGUGUUGCAUUACAGGAUCUCUGAAUUCAAACCCUCUAUGUAUUGUAAUGACAUAAUGCAGGUAUUAAAAAUAACCUAUUUUUUUAAUGUGUCAAUGUCCCUGACUAAAGGUUAGAGGGGAUAAACAAUUUAAUGUUUAUUGCAAACCUUUAAACUCUUAACCUUACUGGUUUUUUUUUUAGAUAAUACAUUAUUAAUGACACACCCAUGUUUUGCUUUCUGAUAAAGAGGAUAAAAAAAGAAAACUGCUAAACCGCCCAAUAAAAUGUAGAGGGUGUUUCAUGAUCAGUGAAUCACAGUAUAUGAUGACCAGCAUGAGCAAUUCCAUAAACAUUUCUACCCAUAAAGAUCCACCUAAACCUGGAAGUUUUGUGUUACAAAGUAUUUAGAUGAAAUAUAUUGUGCCUUGUGCUCACAGUCAAGUCAUUACCUGUCAGUCAAAUUCAGGUGUGGGCUUUUUAAUUUCCUUAGAAUUACACUAGACUGUAUUUUCAUCACUGUUGCUAUGACUUAAAAUGCAUUAACAUGUGGUGUUUAAAGGCAGAGAAAGUCUUUAAGGCCAUCAGGUACAUUAUGGAAACACAUUAUGGGAUGCAAAGUGCAUGCAGUAAUGACAUAAGUAGUUAACUAUAAUUUUUCUAAAUCUUUUUUUCUAUAUCAAGUAUUUCCACAGCCAGAAUAUUAAAUGUAUUCAUUUGACCAAACCUAACUUUUAUUUUGAAAAUUGAUUGACUGCAUUUCAUAUUGGGAAACAGUGUGCCAUAAAGAAAAAAGAAAAAAAAAAAGGGUGCCAUAAAUAAAGCUCUUGCUGCAUACUGAUUAUACAAAUUGUCUAUGGUGUCUAGUGGCAGUGUGUGUAUGCAGCUUUGAGAUCCACACUAUGGCUCGGCAUGUUGCUGUGAUUGGAGGAGGAAGCUCUGGACUGACCUGCAUAAAGUGCUGCUUGGAUGAGGGUCUAGAGCCAGUGUGCUUUGAGAGCAGCAAUGACAUUGGAGGACUCUGGAGGUUUAAGGAGACACCAGAGCCUGAACGCUCCAGCAUGUACCGCUCACUGGUCGUAAAUACCUCAAAAGAGAUGAUGUGCUUUAGUGAUUUCCCCAUGCCAGCACACUACCCAAACUACAUGCACCACUCCAUGCUGCUGAACUAUUUACGGCUGUAUGCUGAGCACUUUGACCUGCUCAAGUACAUUCACUUCCAGACAACAGUGCUCAGUGUGAGACAGAGGCAUGACUUCUCUCACACAGGUCAGUGGGAGGUGAUAACUGAGGACAGAGAUGGACACAAAGAAACACACGUGUUCGAUGGGGUGCUUGUAUGUUCAGGAAGCUUCACACACCCUGUUACACCCCUCUCAGCAUUUCCUGGUAUAGACACGUUUCCAGGGAAGUGCUGCCACAGUUGGGAAUAUAAGGAACCACAUUCCUUCAAUGGGAAGAGGGUGGUGGUUAUUGGUAUUGGCAACUCUGGUGGAGACAUUGCUGUGGAGAUCAGCAGAGUGGCAGAAAGAACUUUUCUGAGCAUGCGUGGAGGUGCAUGGGUUGUGAGCCGUUUGUCUACCGGUGGCCUGCCUUUGGACAUGAACAUGAUUACACGUCUGAGCGCCCUUCUGCUGCAAGUGUUUCCUCGAGCUCUGCUCAGCUGGGCAGUGGAGAGAUUCUACAAUCAGAAAUAUAACCACAGGCUGUACGGACUGCAGCCCAGCCACAGGAUGCUUGACCAACGACCCAUCAUUAACGAUGAGCUACCAGGACGCAUCCUUCAGGGGGCACUGCAGGUGAAACCAAAUGUGCGAGAGUUCCGAGGCUCGACUGUUGUAUUUGAUAAUGAGGCAAUCGAAGAUGGGAUAGAUGCAGUUAUCUUCUGUACAGGAUACAAGGCAAGCUUCCCAUUCUUACUGUCUUCAAAGAACAACGAUCCUGUGGGGGAAGUGAGCCUCUACAGAAGAGUCUUCCCUCUGUUCCUAGAGCACCCCACACUGGCCUUCAUAGGGUUACUCAACGCCUCAGGGCCUAUAAUGCCUAUAACGGAAAUGCAGGCAAGAUGGGCCGCCCAAGUCUUUAAAGGUUUAAACCGACUUCCUCCCGUAUCAAUAAUGCACAAGAUCACAGAGAAAGAUUGGAAGGCAAAAAUGAAAAGAUACUCUUGUCCAAAGAAAGCUACUCUCGAGGUGGACUAUAUCCCUUAUUUGGAUUCCAUCGCACAGGAAAUCGGUGUGCGUCCCAACCUCUUGUGGCUGUUCCUGACUGACCCUGGUUUGAGUUUGAGGGUUCUAUUCGGUCCCUGCACCCCGUACCAGUUUCGGCUGUGUGGGCCGGGUCAGUGGGACGGGGCUCGUCAGGCCAUCUUCACCCAGUGGGAGCGUGUAGCCCAGCCAUUCAAGACACGCCCCAUUCCAGAGCAAAAACCCUCUGGACUACACUACUGGCUGAGUCUGGCAGGAGGGGUGAUGCUGAUUUUUGCUCUCAUUCAAUUGCAGAAGAGAAAUAAACCUUUCUUCAGUGUCUGAUUACAUAUAGUAUGGCCUCCAUUGCAUAGUCUGCUCUAGAGAUUGCAUUUAUGUAGAUUUCUACUCAGUAAUUGUCACUUGGAAAUGAUAUUUGUGCACAAAUAAAAAUUAUUGUGAAAGGUU
Molecule: messenger RNA, 2711 nt
Organism: Pangasianodon hypophthalmus (striped catfish)
Lineage: Eukaryota; Metazoa; Chordata; Actinopteri; Siluriformes; Pangasiidae
Product: dimethylaniline monooxygenase [N-oxide-forming] 5-like
Exons: 9
Coding region: 960-2588 (542 amino acids)
Molecular function (GO): N,N-dimethylaniline monooxygenase activity; flavin adenine dinucleotide binding; NADP binding
Source: RefSeq, a predicted model, not a curated record